Sycon ciliatum is the source of this 3469-nucleotide messenger RNA. RefSeq names its product rho GTPase-activating protein 39-like. Bases 324 to 2507 code for a protein of 727 amino acids. Gene Ontology annotation, biological process: signal transduction. Lineage: Eukaryota; Metazoa; Porifera; Calcarea; Leucosolenida; Sycettidae. Gene Ontology annotation, cellular component: cytoskeleton; cytoplasm. The record is from RefSeq and is a predicted model, not a curated record. Gene Ontology annotation, molecular function: GTPase activator activity; protein binding. The transcript has 12 exons.
UGCUGUUGGCAGUGUUGCUUCAGUGAGCGUUGCGACGUUGGUGUUGUCAGCCAAGUACAGCUGUACUAGUACAGUAGUUUGGAUUUAGGUUGUCGCCAGCUUCCUUUACCCCGAGCUGAGCUCGAUGUAGCUGGACGUGAGAGGCUUGCUGGAGAUAUCGCCAAGAUAGUUUCACCUUGCGAGUUAGUUCACGAUCAUUUUUAUGGUGUGGUAGAAAUCGAGUGGUAGCACUCGGGGCAUGGUGCUGUAGAUGGAGGGCUCGUCACCAAUUCCCCAGGAAAAAUCUGACUGUGUGUAAAUCCUGAGCUGAGAUUGGAGGAGAAAUGGCGACCCCCUGGGUCGAAAUCGUCGAUCCACGUUCUAAGGAGUUGAUGUAUGCCAACAUCACGACUGGAGAUUGUUCCUGGGAUGCACCAGAUGGAGUCGAAGUUCGCCAGAUGACCGAUGACCAGUGGUGGGAGCUGUACGACAAUGAUUGUGAAUGCUAUUAUUAUUACUGUGCUGCCACCCAACAAACUGUUUGGGAGCGACCUGAGGAUUCUGAAGUCAUACCAUUGUCAAAGCUACAGUCUUUCCAAGACACUAUGCCUCGAUCUCCCACCCCUCGACUUUCCACAGAAGGGUCAGUGUCAUCAGCAGGUGCUGUUGGUGAUAUUCGUGGUGAGGAAGAUCCAGUAUCCAAUAUAGAUGAUGUUGAUGUAUCAGCAGUCAGUAAUGGAGAUACACCUGUUAAUAAUGGUUACCACACUGCUACGACGAGUCAGGAGCCAGUGGUGACGGCGGAAGGAGAAGCUACCGAGCAGGCUCAGUAUGCAGAAGAUGCCGACUACCCUCCACCCGAUGCUGCGACCGCAGAGUAUGACCCAGCGCAGUAUGAUCAGUCUCAAUAUGACCAAUCACAGUACGACCAAUCGCAGUAUGACCAAUCGCAGUACGACCAAUCGCAGUACGACCAAUCGCAGUAUGACCAAUCGCAGUAUGACCAAUCCCAAUACGACCAGUCCCAGUAUAACUACUCAACAGAUGAGGCAGCCGCAGCAGCAGCGGCACCCGCAACAACAGAAGCUAGCUAUGAUGCAACACAAUACACGCAAGAUGGUGGUGGAUAUGAUGACACUCAGUAUCAACAGGAUAAUGAUCAAUCUGCUCAUGAUCAAUCAGGCAGUGCUGCAGAUGAAUUUGGGGCAACCGCAGCCACAACAGCUGCUGUGCCGGAAAAUAGCACCGCUGAAGUACAUGGUGCAGUUCCAGGGCCUUCUGUUCCUCCGGCUGCCCCAAGUUUGCCUCCAGCAGAUAAGAAAUUCAACAUUGCCUCAUUUGACCGCUUUGACAAGCCCAAGAGUCGGCGCUCAUUUUUCAGCUUCAAGAAGAAAGUCACCAUUGAGAAUUUGCUGAGUUGGACUAAGGACCCGCUCACACAUCCUAUGCUGAGAACGAACGAUAAAAAACGGAAGAAGGAAGCUCUGGAUAUGUUCAAACAGUUGCUAGUCUACAUGGGUGACAAGCGUAGUAAGCUGAAAGACAGGGAACGGGAUUUAAUCUUACACGAGAUCAUCGGCAGAACAUGGACUACUACCCAGCUACGUGAUGAGCUAUUUGUACAGCUUUGUCGUCAGACCACUGGCAAUAAGAACAAGAAAAGCUUACACGCUGGUUGGGAAGUAAUGUGUACAGCGUUGUCAUUCUUUCCGCCAUCAUCUAUGUUCCAUUCCUAUUUAGAAGGCUAUAUGUACAAGCAUCUUCCUUCGUCACCUAUUCAGGACCUCAAAUCAGCAGAUAGCCCAGUCCAGGUGUAUGCACAAUAUUGCACUAAGCGACUGGAACAAAUGCGCAUUUCUGGUGCCAAGAAGGGCCAGAAAAAGCCAUCUCUGGAGGAAGUGGAGCAUGGACGGAAUUUGCCUUACAACCCAUCAAUGUUUGGCGACACACUGAGAGAUGUCUUUGAGAUGCAGUUGUCAACGUAUCCCGACAGCCGUGUGCCGUGGAUUUUGGCGACACUGGCAAAGGAAGUGUUGAAACUCAAUGCUAAGAGCACAGAAGGAAUCUUUCGAGUGCCUGGUGACAUUGAUGAGGUCAACACUCUCAAGCUUAGAAUUGAUCGGUUCGAAGUUGGUGACCUACGCGACCCUCAUGUACCCGCUUCUUUACUGAAGCUGUGGUUUAGAGAGCUGCUGGAUCCAGUGAUACCACCAGAACUAUAUGAUCGAUGUAUUCGGUGUGCUGGAAGCCGAGACGAGGUGUUAGCCAUUGUGGAUGAGCUGCCGGAGCUGAACCGCAACGUGCUGUUCUACAUUGUCCAUUUCUUACAGCAAUUUGUGCCAACAACUGUCAGCUAUUACACUAAGAUGGAUCUGAACAAUCUAGCUAUGGUCUGGGCACCAAACUGUCUUCGCUGUCCUUACGAUGAUCCGACUGUCUUAUUUGAGAACACCCGCAAAGAGAUGACGUUCGUGCGCACGCUCGUGAAUGAGUUGGACACGCGUCAUUGGGAGGGUAUUGAAAUUUAGAUCAUGAAAUAACUCACAAUUCUGUCUCCAAGAGCAUAACUAUCUGUACAUACAUACAUACAUACAUACAUACAUACAUAAUUAUACCAUUGAAAUUCAGUGUCACAAUUUUGAAAGUCAUUUAAACUCCUUAAUAGAACGUGAAUGAGAAACUCUGAGAUUGGUUUCAGCAUAUUGUAAAGAAUAAAGUUAGGAAUUUUUCUUUUCGCAUACUUCCCACACCAAUGAUGUCAUCAUUUGCAUAUAUAGUAUGGUGUCUUGCAGUAUUCAUUAUUUUUUUCUUCCUAUCAAUGUCACCUGGUAAAAAGCACGAGGACACUGGUUCUGGUCUUCUGUUUCUCUCUCUCUCUCUCGCAUGUCCCCAUACUUCUUUGCUAAUGCUGUGGCUGGCUAGCAUUGCCAUCUUAUUUGUGCAAUUAUAUUUGAUUGAUUUUUGAUUUUUGCCUAUUUUCUUUGUUAGGAGUUCACCUUUUUGCUGUUGUGUGAGAUCUGCUGCUCUGUAUGUGUGCUGCUCAGAUGCCAUUAUGUUGCAUUCUCUCUCUCUCUCUCUCUCUCUCUCUCUCUCUCUCUCUCUCUCUCUCUCUCUCUCUCUCUCUCUCUCUCUCUCUCUCUUUCUCUCUCUCUCUCUCGUACGUUUGUUUUGUUUGUGAUAGGUUGUUGUUCUGCGAGGGUUUUUUCCGAUCUGUCUCUGCAUUUGUCUACUGUCUGCCAUAGCUUAGUUUCCCUCGUGUCACUGGUUAUGCAGACUCUUGUAUGCUGUUUGUAUCCGUCUUGUGUUAUUAACUUUUUUCGUUUUGUUAUGGUCAUCAUAGUAUUGUUGCCCGAUAAUGUGAACAAUGACCGUUGCUACUGCUGGUAAAGUUUUCUCGCACUGUGCUUAGUGUUAUGUCAGGAAUAACUGUUACCUGGACUUGACUGAAAGUGUAAUCAGUACUAAUCACACACGUUGGCUUUUUUCUUGA